UUAAGCGAGCCGUCGUCGUAAAUCGAAUCCCAAUUUCUCAUAUAUUUAGUAUCAUAAAUAGAGGUUCUGUUCUAGUCUUAAGUAUAAUUGUAAAUUACAGUAAAAAAUUAGAAAUAUAGUCAAACCUGUGAAGAAGGACACCAACGGAAACAUUUGGCCAACGUUUAAAAGUUGUUUUCUAUGCAAUUUUGCUUAAUUAAAAAAAAUCGUGAAAGAUGGCCACUGUUUGGAGGUGGUCGUUGUUGCAGGUUGGACUGUAUACAGGUGAUCAACUGUAACAAAAACAUCUGCACUCUACAGAUCACGGAUACGACUGGAAGUCACCAAUUUCCAGCCAUGCAACGCCUUAACAUAUCGAAAGCCCACGCUUUCAUAUUGGUCUACUCCGUUACAACAAAUCAAAGCUUAGAGGAAUUGUCGUCGAUAUUUAACAUCAUUAAAGAAAUAAAAGGUAACAUCGAAGGAAUUCCCAUUAUGUUGGUUGGUAACAAAUGCGACGAAACCGAUUGUAGGGAGAUCGAUUUUCAAUUAGGUUUAGAUCAGGCGAUGAGAUGGGGGUGUGGUUUUAUGGAAACUUCAGCUAAAACAAAUUAUCACGUCAAAGAGUUAUUUCAGGAACUGUUAAACAUGGAAAGGAGAAGAAAAAUGGGUUACAGAGACAACAUGAAAAAUAAGUCGCGUGAUAGAAAAGAAAAAAUACUUAAAGGUUGCCUGUUGAUGUAAAACCAAAAAAAAAAAAACAAUCGCAUCUC
This is a messenger RNA of Centruroides sculpturatus (bark scorpion), 752 nucleotides long. Its product is annotated as GTP-binding protein Di-Ras2-like. Gene Ontology annotation, biological process: signal transduction. NCBI's taxonomy places the organism in Eukaryota, Metazoa, Arthropoda, Arachnida, Scorpiones, Buthidae. Gene Ontology annotation, molecular function: GDP binding; GTPase activity; GTP binding. Gene Ontology annotation, cellular component: plasma membrane. The record is from RefSeq and is a predicted model, not a curated record. The transcript is spliced from 2 exons. Bases 181 to 723 code for a protein of 180 amino acids.